UCAUCACCAUCAGCAACCAUCUUCAUCGUUAUCAAGAUCAGCAUCACCAUCAGAACCACCUCCAGCAUCACAAUCACACUCAUCCUAAUCAACGUCAUCACCACAUCUUCACAUACACCACAUCAUCAUCAGCAUCAUCAUCCACCACCACCACCAUGUUGUCCUGCACACGAGGCCGCCAAAAUCUACCACACCAAUUACGUGAGAAACGCGCGUGCCGUGGGUGUCCUGUGGGCCAUCUUCACCAUCUGCUUCGCCAUCCUCAACGUGGUGAGCUUCAUCCAGCCCUUCUGGAUCGGAGACAGCGUGGACACGCCGCAGGCCGGAUACUUCGGCCUCUUCAGCUACUGCAUCGGCAACAGCCUCACGCGUGAGAUGGUCUGCAGUGGCAGCUUCAUGGACUUCAGCGCGGUGCCGUCGAGCGCCUUCAAGACGGCGGGCUUCUUCAUCGGCAUCUCCAUGCUGCUGGUGAUCGCGUGCCUCGUGUGCUUCAGCCUCUUCUUCUUCUGCACCUCGGCCACCGUCUACAAGGUGUGCGCCUGGAUGCAGCUCACGUCCGCUGCGCUGCUGGUGCUGGGCUGUAUGAUCUACCCGGACGGGUGGGACGCCGACGAGGUGCGCCGCCUGUGCGGGGACAACACUGGCAAGUACACGCUGGGCGCGUGCACGGUGCGCUACGCGUACGUGCUGGCCAUCGUGGGCAUCCUGGACGCCUUCGUCCUCGCCUUCCUCGCCUUCGUGCUGGGCAACCGCCAGGACAACCUCCUGCCGGACGACUUCCUGGUGGACGAGGAAAAAGAGGGAGCGGCUCCCUAGCUGUGGCCCGGGUCCCGGGCAGGAGAGAGGAGGCCGCGUGUGAAGUGAAGCAUGUGCCUAUGACCAAGCAUCACCCCGGUUCCUCGUGAACUCCACGCACGAGAAACCAGCAGGUCCAGUUGCACAACAGUCUACCCCGGUGCUUCUCAACCCUUGUUCAUGUCCUGUCUGAGAUUCUUGGACUAUAAAUGUUUGUGUAUCUGUGUGUGUGGGGGUCAGCUUUUGUUCAGCCGGAUCGAGGGGGCUAAACGGGCGUGGCACAGGCUAGAGAAGAGAUGGAGUGAUGUGGUACAGGAGGACGUGGAGCUGAGCGGACUUGCCGAUGACUGGUACCAGCGGUGUCAAGAUCGGCCUCUGUGGAGGAGGCUCGUGAAGGACGCUACUGGGCAGUUGGAGGCAGUCGACCUCCAACAACGGAGGGCGGAGGAGCGACGCUUACAACAACGAGCGGAGCGCCGGGUACUUAAGGACAGCAAGUUGGCACAGUAGGGGGCACAGGUGGUGCAUCAGCCAGUCAUCUCGGUCAUCUCAGUCAGUCGACUCGUGGCACCUGGGUCUGCCCCGUGACCUCCUGCCAGCGGGCGUUCGACACUUCACGUGGCCUCAAGGUGCACAUGGCCUGGCACAAGCGUCG
Molecule: messenger RNA, 1450 nt
Organism: Lethenteron reissneri (Far Eastern brook lamprey)
Lineage: Eukaryota; Metazoa; Chordata; Hyperoartia; Petromyzontiformes; Petromyzontidae
Product: LHFPL tetraspan subfamily member 5 protein-like
Biological process (GO): sensory perception of sound
Cellular component (GO): plasma membrane
Source: RefSeq, a predicted model, not a curated record